Messenger RNA from Eimeria maxima, 981 nucleotides. RefSeq names its product UMP-CMP kinase, putative. Bases 1 to 981 code for a protein of 326 amino acids. The record is from RefSeq and is a predicted model, not a curated record. Gene Ontology annotation, molecular function: ATP binding; UMP kinase activity. NCBI's taxonomy places the organism in Eukaryota, Apicomplexa, Conoidasida, Eucoccidiorida, Eimeriidae. Gene Ontology annotation, cellular component: nucleus; cytoplasm. Gene Ontology annotation, biological process: UDP biosynthetic process; CDP biosynthetic process. The transcript is spliced from 6 exons.
AUGCCACAGGUGAUAUUUGUCCUUGGAGGUCCUGGUGCAGGAAAGGGGACACAAUGCGCCCUUAUAUCUAAGGAAUAUCUUAUACCCCAUAUAUCUGCAGGGGAUUGUCUAAGAGAGGAGCAAUCAGACCCUAAAAGUCCUUAUAGCCAAUUAAUUGAGGAUUGUAUACGCGAGGGCCGUAUAGUACCAAUGACGAAUAAGGAAUCGUUACCAAUAGAAAUAGCAAGAAUAUCUCGUGAUUAUUAUUAUGAUUCUUCUUUGGUAAAUAUUUGCCAUAAAAUUAUUAAACAAUUAGGGUUUAAUUCUCCUGAUGAAUUGCUGCAGCAGCAUGAACAGCAGCAGCAGCAACAGCAACAGCAGCAGCAGCAGCAGGAAGCAGCAGCAGCAGCAGCAGCAGCAGGAUCAUCUUCUUCUUCCUCUUCCUCUUCCUCAACAACAACAACAACAACAAUAACAACAGGAGAGGAUAAAUCCCAGCAACAGCAGCAACAGCAGCACCAGCAGCAGCAGCAGCAGCAGCAGCAGGAGGAGAAGGAUGAAGAAAAUGAGGAGAAGAAGCAAGAGAAGAUAUUGCAGCAACUGCAGCAGCAACUAGUGCAGCAGCAGCAGGAAGAAGAAGAAGGAGAAAAAAAAGGAGAAAAAAAAAGAGGAAUAAGAAUAAAGAAUGUAAUUUAUUUUGAAUGUCUAGAGGAGAAGAUUGGAUACAGCAGCAAGAGGGCCCCCAACAGGGCCCUCCCGAUGAUCCUCCUGAAAUACAUACUUCCCCAGCAGCAGCAGCAGCAGCAGCAGCAACAGCAGCAACAGCAGCAGCAGCUGCUCCAACACCAACAACAGCAGCAGCAGCAACAACAACAACAGCAACAGCAGCAGGACUCGAUGUUGCAGCAGACAACACUUGCCUGUUUGAAGACAGAUACGAUGCAACUGCAGCAGCAGCAGCAGCAGGAGCAGCAGCAACAGCAGCAGGAGGAGGAGGAGUAA